Messenger RNA from Panicum virgatum (switchgrass), 1206 nucleotides. RefSeq names its product thioredoxin-like 4, chloroplastic. Gene Ontology annotation, cellular component: chloroplast. The transcript has 3 exons. The record is from RefSeq and is a predicted model, not a curated record. NCBI's taxonomy places the organism in Eukaryota, Viridiplantae, Streptophyta, Magnoliopsida, Poales, Poaceae. Bases 40 to 681 code for a protein of 213 amino acids.
AUAUCCACAAACACCGCGACGCACCACUAGAAUGCAGCCAUGAUCACAUCAUCGCUGUCGCUGCUCCCCCUCCGCUGCUUCUCCCUCCACCCCACCACCACCGCCGGCACCGCCUACUGCUCCCCUCCGACCACCACCUUCCCCUUUCCAAGAAUCACUCUUGGCCGCCCCCGCCACCGCCUUGCCGCCUCCGCGACCGAGAGCAGCAGCAGCGAGGAAGAAGCGGCUGGGAGCACCAACGGGUCCCUCCCGGGCUUUCCCCCCGUGGAGGACGACGACGACGAGUUCUGCCCGGUGGACUGCGUGACGGAGUUCAAGACAGACGAGGAAUUCAGGCGGCACCUGGAUCGGUCCAAGGCCACGGUCGCGCUGCUGGUGGUGAACUUCUACCGGCCGUCGUGCGGCAGCUGCAAGUACAUCGAGAAGCGCUUCAUGCGCCUCUGCAAGGGCUCCGGCGACGACGGCGCCCCCGUCGUCUUCCUCAAGCACAACGUGAUCGACGAGUACGACGAGCAGUCGGAGGUGGCGGACCGGCUGCGCAUCAAGAUCGUGCCGCUGUUUGUUUCCGCUUAUAAACGGAUUCUCAGCCGUCAGAACGCCAGAAGCAAGAAAAUCCCGCGAAACGGUCUGCGUUCGUCGCGCUUACCUCCAUCGCGGCUUCAGCAUGCGGCAGCCUUUUGAACUAAGAAUCCGUAAUCGGAAAUCGCGGAGAGAAUCCCGAUUCUCUGGCGAGCGAGGUUGGCAGAACGCGCGGCCCAAGUACACGGUCCCAAACAGGGCCCUUGGGACACCUCGCUUGAGCCUGAGACGACCGAAGAAGAGCCGCAGGAGUGAAUACUCCACUGGAACAUCAAUUUGAGGGUGCAGAUACUUAGGGGCAUACACCAGGAUUCUUUGGUUUUCCUAUGCCUGUCCACGCAUUCUGGAGAUUUCAGCUAUUGGUAUUACGAUGGAUCUGGAUCAAUGUACCAUUAUCUGUAUUACGAGGCAUGUACAGUACGUAUAAUAUCUGAAUCAAGCAUCACCGCUGCUACGCUACCGUAGUGUAGACAUUCAAUGGAAUCUGAGGCAUUCUGCAAAGGCGCGACUUUGGUUAAUGUCCCGCUGUCAGAUACAGUAGCUAAACCAUCUUAGAAGUGUAAAACAGAUUCUCAUCAGUAUGAUUCGAACUGCUUCAAAUACCAAAUGCUCGGCAUUGAAUUGUUC